This is a messenger RNA of Dryobates pubescens (Downy woodpecker), 792 nucleotides long. RefSeq names its product sulfotransferase family 6B member 1 (gene SULT6B1). The record is from RefSeq and is a predicted model, not a curated record. Gene Ontology annotation, cellular component: cytoplasm. Gene Ontology annotation, biological process: sulfation. Gene Ontology annotation, molecular function: sulfotransferase activity. Lineage: Eukaryota; Metazoa; Chordata; Aves; Piciformes; Picidae.
AUGCGCCAGCCCUACCCUCGCGACCGUCCCGCCUCAGGACGUGGGCAGCCCAGCGCCGCCCCUGUCGUGGGCAGCCCGGGCGGGACUGCUGCUUUGCACGGUGACGGCAGUGCUCUGGCAGCCAUGUCCACAGGAGACUCACAGCAUGCAGGAGGCAGCAGCAGCACCAUAGCUCCAUCUCUGUGGCCCAUCGGGAAGCCUUCCAAGUGCCUCCUGAUGUGUUCUGUGAGCCAAGGUGUGAACUGGCUUAUCCAGAUUUUAAGUGAUUUGAUAUUUACAACUCUCCCGAGUAAAUCGGUAAGUACAGAACUACCAUUUAUUGACUGUGGAGAUCCAGAUUCUCUAAAGAGAAUGAAGGAGAUUCCUUUGCCAAGGAUUUUGGUAACACAUCUGAAUUAUGAUUGUCUCUCCAGGUAUGUUUUCAAGAACAAAGCCAAGAUACUAGUGCUGUUUCAAAACCCUAAACAUACAGCUGUUUAAUUUUUCUAUUUCCAUAAUAAUUUGCCAAAUGUCCCCAGUUCCAGCUCCUGAUUUUUCUCAGAGUACAUGAAUGGAAAACGUAUUUCAGCUGAUCAUGUAGUCACCUGGAACAAACACAUGGAAGAUGACACUAUUACAAUCAUAAUAUAUGAAGACCUUAAAGCAGAUGCUGUCUAUAUAAGGUGUGUGGUUGGAGACUGGAAGAAGUGUUUCCCUGAAGCUCAGAACCAAAUGAAUGCCAAAUUGAAAGUAUGCUUAUAAGGAGCUAAGCUGGGAGUAAAGUUAAAAUAUGAUCUGUACUACAAGACCUGA